UCGACGCCAAUGGAAUAACAACUGUUAAAGUAACAGACAUCAGGUCUCUGCGCUCGGAGUCAUUUAAGGUAGAAAAUGACAGGGGCAGACUGAGUUGUGAAGAAAUUGAUCGCAUGGUAAAGGAAGCUGAAAAAGAGAAAACGAGUUCUACACCAGUGCUCAUGCCAAGGACCUCAAAACUGCCUGCCUUGCCAGCAGGAUAUGCAGAAAAAGCUUCUGAUGUCAACACUUAUGGUAUUGGAUCUUCUGUCAGUAGUGUUCUAAAGGAGACCCCACGACUGAAUAUAUCUUCACUACAAGCCAUGUUUAAUAUUCAAGAGAACAAUUUAUGGAAACUUGGUGCGAAUUUGGAGGAGACUUUUGGAAUUGACAUAACAAAAUGCAUGGAUAUUCUGCAAGGAGCAGGAUUAAAUUCACUUGGGAAGAAGGUUGGCGAUGAGGUCCUGGAAUUGAUAUCAUCAGCUCUAGCCCUGCUCCUCAUCCACAAAAUAAUUGUUCCCGAGUUAUUUCCCUUAGACUUUUCUAAUCAGCUCAGUCUUUUGACUGCCUUUGUGAAAGCGGUAAAUAAACUCCAGAAAAUGAAGAUUGAUGGUGGGUUUUUAGAGGAAAGGCUAAAGGUCUCCAUGGAAACAUACAUUGCCAAGAGACAGAAAUACGACUGGGUGUGUGAUAUGUUGGAAUUAGGUCAUACGUAUGAAGAGGUGGCCAGUAAAAUGCUGGGGUAUACGUCAUCUCUGGAAACAAAGGCCCCUCUUUACAUAGAGGUUAAACUCUGAAGGAUGAAUGAGAUUCCUGCUAUUGUGAUAAAAAGGAUUUAUUCUAGAAUCUACAAUAAUGUAUUAAGAAAUGUUUUUCAAAUUUUGUUUACUAGUUAGUAGUAUUUUUUCUAUUAAUGAUUUUUUGUGGUCUGUUAUUUGCAUAUUGAUGUGAGAUUAACCAUCAUAAAUGUCAAUACAAAUUGUUGAUCUAUUUCAGUGAUUUAAUUUUUUUUUGUAAGUGGGGUAUGCUAA
Messenger RNA from Saccostrea cuccullata (small rock oyster), 1010 nucleotides. RefSeq lists its product as uncharacterized. NCBI's taxonomy places the organism in Eukaryota, Metazoa, Mollusca, Bivalvia, Ostreida, Ostreidae. The transcript is spliced from 6 exons. The coding region runs from base 114 to 776 and encodes 220 amino acids. The record is from RefSeq and is a predicted model, not a curated record.